GGUGCCCCAGGGCAAAGCCUGGGCUACGGCUUCGUCAACUACGUGGAGGCCGGCGACGCCGACAGGGCCAUCGGGGCCCUCAACGGCCUCAAGCUGCAGACCAAGACCAUCAAGGUGUCCUACGCCCGGCCCAGCUCCGCCUCCAUCCGCGAUGCCAACCUGUACGUCAGCGGCCUGCCCAAGGCCAUGGGGCAGAAGGAGAUGGAGCAGCUCUUCUCCCAGUACGGCCGCAUCAUCACCUCCCGCAUCCUCGUGGACCAGGUGACAGGACGCCCCCUCGUCCCCUCCAGGCUCGACAACUUGCUGAACGUGGCCUACGGGGUGAAGAGGUUCUCGCCGUUGGCCAUCGAGGCGGUGCCGGCGCUGGCCGGGGUGGGCUUGGGGACCCCCGGGCCGGGCUGGUGCAUCUUCGUCUACAACCUGGCGCCCGAGGCGGACGAGAGCGUCCUGUGGCAGCUCUUCGGGCCCUUCGGCGCCGUCACCAACGUCAAGGUCAUCCGCGACUUCGCCACCAACAAGUGCAAAGGCUUCGGCUUCGUCACCAUGACCAACUACGAGGAGGCGGCCAUGGCCAUCGCCAGCCUCAACGGCUACCGCCUGGGCGACCGCGUGCUCCAGGUGUCCUUCAAGACCACCAAGCAGCACAAGGCCUGAGCCGCGUCCCCGCUGGAGGCCGCGGGGGUCUCCUGCCGCCGCCGUCGGGGCGUGGGGAGCCCCCGUGAGCGCCGUGGAGAAGCUCGGCUGGAGGUGUCUCGGGGACCCGCUGGAGACCGUGGAGAAAGCCAGCUGGAGACCUCGGGCACCUUCAGGGACCCCCGUGAGCACCAUGGAGAAACUCAGCUGGAGACCUCGGGGACCCCCCAGCAGCACCAAACACAUCCUGGAGACCUCAGGGUCCCCCCAUGGGCACCACGGAGACCAUGGAGACACCCACAUGAAGACCCAGAGACCUCAGGGUCCCCCCAUGGGCACCACGGAGACCAUGGAGAAACCCACUUGAAGACCCAGAGACCUCAGGGUCCUCCCAUGGAGACCAUGGAGAAACCCACAUGAAGACCUGGAGACCUCAGGGUCCCACUAUGGGCACCACGGAGACCAUGGAGAAACCCACUUGAAGACCCAGAGACCUCAGGGUCCUCCCAUGGAGACCAUGGAGACACCCACUUGAAGACCCGGAGACCUCAGGGUCUCCCCAUGGAGAAACCCACAUGAAGACCCGGAGACCUCAGGGUCCCCCCAUGGAGACCAUGGAGAAACCCAACCGGAGACCUCGGGGACCUUCAGGGACCUUCAGGGACCACCCCCCCCAUGAGCACCAGACCAAUCCUGGAGACCUCAGGGUCCCCCCACGAACACCAUGGAGACCAUGGAGAACCCCAACUUCAGGUCCCGGGCACCCUCCAUGGUCACCGAGGACAUCCUGGGUCUCCAGGAUGGAGAAACGCACCUGGAGACCUUGGAGACCGUGGGGACACCACGGAGACCCCGGAGACCCCCUCCAUGGCCACUGAGGACACCGUGGGGACACCUGAGGCACGGCCCGGACACCUGGACGCCCUCACCUGUCCCCGAUGGGCACCCUGAGGAAUCCUCCAGGUGCUCCAGGGCACUGGGAGGGGCCCUGGAAAGCCUGGAGACCCCCCCCAGGACACUGUGGACACACCUGGGACCCUCCCCCGGGUACCCCAAACCCCACCACUCCGGCAGUGGCCGGACCACCUGGAGCGGUGUCCCCCCCUCACCUGAUCCAGGUGUGUCCAGGUGGGGGCUGUGCCCCCCCUUCCCUCCACUCCAGGACUCCAGCGGUGAGAGGGGGGGCGUCUUCUCGCUCUCUCCUUCUUUCCAUGUUUUCCCUUAAUUUUCUGGGGGAGGGGGAGGAAUUUUUGGGGAGAAAGAACAAAAAAUAAGGAUUUACCACGUGUUUAAUUAGACCUGUUACCCGUUAUCAGGUAAGGAGGAGCGUGACUGACGCAGGGAGCGGCGACUCCUCGGGAGCCGCUGACCCAAAUCCAUCUAUUUUUAUAGCAGAAUAUUAAAAAUAUCCCCCAAAAUCCCCCAAAUCGCCGUUCCAGAGAGGGUGAGAACCUGUUUUGUGCUCCCCGAGUUCCUUGGAAGCAGCUUGUGAACCCCAAGAGGGAUCAAGGCAAGUUCUGGGGGGUCAGUGGCACUGAAAUUCCAGGGAUUCCUCUGGUACCCCUAAAUCUGGGAGGGAGGGGAUGUGUCUUGUCACGCUUCCCCCCUCUCCCUUCCCAAAUUCUCCAAAAUGGGCAAUUUUUGCCCCAAAUUACUCCACUUUCUGGAGUUUGGCCACUUGGAGCCUCCUGUCCAAAAAAAAGGGCGGAACCCCACCUCAAAAGCCCCGACCCUGAGUUCCCCCAUACUCCUUUAUCGUCAUUAUUAUUCUUAAUUAUUCUUAAUUAUUAUUCUUAUUAAUUAUUAUUGAUGUUAUUAUUAUUAUUGCGAUUCUUAUUUAUUUUCCCUUUGCUGUCGGGAUAAUUUCUCACUUUUCAGUGGUUUAUUUCCCAUUUAUUUCCUAUUCUUCCCUGUUUUUUCCCCUGAUCCUGGUACUCCCCGGGACCCUCUUUUUUCCCCCCAGACCCUUCCCCCAAUCCCAUCCUGGCUCCUGGUUUUUUUGUGUCGUGCCUGUGUGAAGCUUCUUGUAGUUUUAAUUAUUAUUAAUAUAAAUAUUUAGGAGCGACCCCCGUGUCCAGAUCCGCCAUCACACCCCCCGCCCCCCCAAACUCUGACCCCCACCCCCUCUCCCAGGGAUCCAGCCCUGGAAUUUGGGGAGGGGGCCAGGGGACCCCCAGUUCAGUAGCAAUAAGGGGUCCCCACCUCAGCCCCGGCCCAUUUUUGGGGGGCCCAACGUGGGGACAAAAGGUGCCCACCCUGGUGGCACUGCGGGACCCCUCGGAGGGGACCGGGACCCCCCCGGCCCCCACCCCUGGACUCGACUCUUUGUAUUUUUCAUGGGAAAAAAAAAAAAUCAAUUAAAAAAUUUAAAAGGCA
Molecule: messenger RNA, 3009 nt
Organism: Lonchura striata (white-rumped munia)
Lineage: Eukaryota; Metazoa; Chordata; Aves; Passeriformes; Estrildidae
Source: RefSeq, a predicted model, not a curated record